CGAGAAUCAUGUGGUGUGUGUGGGAGUGCCCGGGGACUAUAACACACCCCUCCUUCCUCCUCCAGUCAGACCCACGCAAACAGUCAGACUGCUUUCAUACAUACACUGCUCCCCUCAUCGAUCAACAGCAAACAACAACAACCACAUGAUGGCCCAGUGGCAGGAACUGCUGAGGCUGGAUUCAGCGCUCCAGUGCCGGGUGAGCCAGCUGUAUGAGGGGAAACUUCCCAGAGAGAUCCGCCACUAUCUGUGCGUCGCGAUAGAGAGCCAGGACUGGGAUUCGGCAGCUGAGAAUGACAAUAAAGCAAGAACCUGUUUCCAUGCACUCCUCGAGUAUUUGGAAGAACAAUGGAACCGUUCUAUCCAGGAGAACAACAUUUUGCAGGGACCUGAUUUUCCAGGGAUCAGAGACUACUUGCUGAAACACUUUCAAGCUCAGCCACUAUACUUGGCCGUAAUCCUGUCUAUAUGCCUAAAGGAGGAAAAGAAAAUCCUGGCUACAGCUUCUGAAGCACAGGGUUGCGGCAAUCCAGUCUUGGAUCAAAAAUGGAGAAUGUUGGACAACAAAGUCAAUGAAAUGAAAAGGAGGACUUCGGACUUAAAGAAGGAAAUAAAGUCAGUGGAGGAGCAAAACGAAAAGCUAGAAUUCCUACAGGAGACCUGGCAAAUCCAAGUGGAGGAGCAUGUUGGAUUGGCUCAGUCCCAGGCUGUUGUGAAAGAGAAAUGUCUUAAGCAGGCCAACAUUAUCACACAAACAAAGAAGAUAUUGCUGCAGCAGAUAGUGAACAUUUUAAAACUGGCCGAGGAGAUUGUGGCGACUCUCACAGAUGUGGAGUUGCCUGAGUGGAAGCACAGGCAGCAGAUGGCCUGCAUUGGAAGUCCGGUUGACACCUCGCUGGACCAUCUCCAGAAGUGGUUCACGACUGUGGCGGAGGAGCUACUACGAGUGCGCGAACAGCUGCAGAAACUGCAAGACCAGAACAUGAAGUACAACAGCACUGAUAACUCCAACCUCGCUGGUCCCAUGGCAGAAAUUGAGAAAUUCGCACUGUCCUUGCUCACAAAACUUGUCGCAAAUGCUCUCGUGGUUGCGAAACAACCCGCCAUGUCGAGUUUACAACAACGACCUCUGAUACUGAAGACCGGGGUGCGAUUCUCGGUGACAGUGAGGUUCUUAGCAAACCUCCCAGUAUUCAAGCACCUGCUGAAAGUCAAACCUGUAUUUGACAAGGAUGUUCAAGAAGCCCAGACAACUAAAGGGUUUCGUCGCUUUGAAUUCAACAGGGAGGACUGUAAGGUGUUGGACGUGGACGCACCGGAUGGAGGCUUGGCGGCAGAGUUUGGUCACAUGUUUCUUAAGGAGAAAAGAGGAAGAUCCAAAGGAUCCUCUGAGACUCGUCUGGGCGUCACCGAGGAACUCCACAUCAUUAAGUUUGUGGCAGAGUUUAAACAUGCCGGACUGCAGUGCAACCUUGAGGCCAGCUCCCUGCCUGUGAUUGUCAUCUCCAGUACCAAUCAGGUCAUCAGUGCCUGGGCCUCCGUCAUGUGGUACAACACACUGUCCACCAGCGAGCCGAGGAACCUGUCGUUGUUUGCCGACCCGCCGCCACUCACCUGGCAGCAGCUGUCUCAUGUUCUGAGCUGGCAGUUUUUGUCCGUUGGAAAGCGAGGGCUCGACGAAGACCAGCUCUCAAUGCUGAGAGACAAAAUUGUGGGGGAUGAUCCUGAUGAUCUUGUGCCCUGGAGCAAGUUCUCCAAGAACGAAGGUGCCUGGAUUUGGAUUGACGGAAUCCUGGAUUUGGUCAAAAAACACCUGGUGGAUCUUUGGCGGGAUGGUUGCAUCAUGGGGUUUGUGAGCAGGAAGAGAACACGGACCUUGUUGCAGGAAAAACAGACCGGGACCUUUCUGAUCCGCUUUAGCGAGAGCCUCAAAGACGGAGCCGUCACCUUCAGCUGGGUGGAGCACACCCACGGUGAAACCCACGUGCAUGCAGUGGAGCCCUACACCAAGGUUGAGCUGUCUGGCAUGUGUCUGCCAGACAUUAUUAACCUCUACAGUCUGAGAGCUGAGACGAACAUGACCGGGAAUCCUCUGCGCUUUCUUUACCCAGACAUCCACAAAGACACCGCACUUGGACGCUACUACAAUAACUCACCACUGUCAGCAACUCAAAAGGUCAUAGAUGGAUACGUCAAGAGGACCAACAUUCCCGUGUCAACCUAUCCUACGCCACCUCCAUCUCCACCCAGGGAGGUGGAGGACAUAGAGGAGAUGGAACUGCUUCAGGAGCUCUUUCCUGAUUUCUUUUACUUCUGCACACCAUCUCAGAGCUUUGUUGAUAAUAGUAGCUCAUACUGAAAAUGUGCUGUCAGAUUCAGAGUAGGGAUGUCCCGAUCCAAACCCAAAGAUCGGUAUCGGCUAUAUUGAGCUUUACUGACCCAAUCCGAUCUUUUGUUUCACGUUAGCUGUCACACAGCUGUUUUUACUCACAAAGCUUUCAUGCACGGUGCAGCCAUCAUCAACUCUCUCCGCUGUCUCCACUCUGCUGAGCUCUGUAUCUGUGUGUGAGAGCAGUGACUGCCUGUGCUCAGAGAGAGACAACGGUAGAGAUCCGACACAAAACAAAAAGCCAAUAAGAGUAACGCAUAAAGGUAAUCUACACAAAAGAUGUGAAGACGAUGGAAAUAAAAACUCUGCAGAAUAAAGACAGUUCAUUCAGACGAAGACUGCACUGAAGCAACAAACACUCCCUCCAGACAGCGAUAAGGCCGAAAAGAUUAGAGAGGGUUUGUUAUUUUAUACUUUAUUGUGUAAAGAAGAUUAAAAAAAAAAAACAUUAAGGAACAGCUUUAUUUUUCUUAAAGCGACGUAGAACUGGAUUGAUUUUAGUUUAAUGUACUUAAUGUAAUGUAAGUGUGCACUGUGCACUUGUAUUAUCAAGGAAAACACCCCAAGUAUUGAGAAUCAGCAAAUACUUGAUAUUAAAUGAGUGAUUAGAUUGGGGGCUAAAAACUCGGGACAUCCCUAAUUCAGUGUUCUUGUGGUGCUGGUGUUACUAUGAAAAUGAAGCAUCAUACUGGAUAUUAAUACACAAAAAAAGGAUGAUUGAUGACUACAUUACAGGAAAUUUAAGAUUCUUCUAAAUGUAUUUUGUGCAAACAUGAGAUGUUUUUCUACUGUACUGUUUUAAAAGUGAACUGCCUCUUGUGAAUGUGUGUGAAAGGAUGAAUGUGGCACGCAGUGUAAAAGCGCUUUGAGUGGUCGGGAGACUAGAAAGGCGCUAUACAAGUACAGGUCCAUUUAUCAUUCACCAUCUUAGGUAUGUGAAGAAAGAAGAAUGUUAUGCUGCUGUGGGUGGGGGGAUGCAAUACUGUACUGUAGAUGUUCUUUACUUUUGUUUAUUAAAAUAAACAUAUUUGAACGCA
Molecule: messenger RNA, 3426 nt
Organism: Morone saxatilis (striped sea-bass)
Lineage: Eukaryota; Metazoa; Chordata; Actinopteri; Moronidae
Product: signal transducer and activator of transcription 1-alpha/beta-like
Exons: 24
Coding region: 146-2359 (737 amino acids)
Biological process (GO): regulation of transcription by RNA polymerase II; response to peptide hormone; defense response
Molecular function (GO): DNA-binding transcription factor activity, RNA polymerase II-specific; RNA polymerase II cis-regulatory region sequence-specific DNA binding
Source: RefSeq, a predicted model, not a curated record